Saitoella complicata NRRL Y-17804 is the source of this 702-nucleotide messenger RNA. RefSeq lists its product as uncharacterized. The record is from RefSeq and is a predicted model, not a curated record. The transcript has 3 exons. Gene Ontology annotation, cellular component: small-subunit processome; nucleolus. The coding region runs from base 1 to 702 and encodes 233 amino acids. Lineage: Eukaryota; Fungi; Ascomycota; Saitoellomycetes; Saitoellales; Saitoellaceae. Gene Ontology annotation, molecular function: small ribosomal subunit rRNA binding.
AUGACGAAGACGGUGACUCGGGUGAGGGCUCUAACCCUAACCCUAACCCUUGGACUAAGCGUUCAGAGUCCGCUUCCAUUCGCCAUGGAUAAGACCCCCAUGCCCGAUAAAUUGUUCCCGUCUGAAGGGUUUUCCCACGGUCUUCGAAGAGUACGGAGUUGGUUGAGUUUGGUGGAUGUGGAGAGGAGGAAUAAACAUCGGUACUGUGUCGCCACGCAAUGUUAUGAGUUGAGAGGGGAGUUGAGGGGAAUACCAAGGGUGCCGUUAUUGUACAUCAAAUGUUCCCUGUUGAUUUUGGAACCUGAGUCAGAUGCGACAGCACAGCUUAGGGAGGAUUGUAAGAAGUUGGGGCUGUCUGUGCAUGAGAAAGAACCUCUUUCUGGGAAGAAGCGGAAGAGAGAGGGUGAGGAGGAUAACGUUGUUGGCGGUGAAGCCUUGGAUGAAAUUGAACACGAACGGGUAGAAAAGGAGAAGUGGCGAAAGGAGACCGGCGCUGGUCCCGGAUCACAUGAUGCGAGUGUGAGUGGAACCCAGAAGAAGAGACGAGAGGGAGGUGAGCCCGAGGUGGGGGAGAGUGCGGAGGCACAAGCGGGGGAGAGAUCAAAUCUGGCAAGCGUAGGCGAAGAAGAACGGGGAAACAAGAAUGGCGAGGAUCAGGCGAAUGGGAGUGGGGAUAACGGGGCAGACGAGUCAGACUUCUAA